Molecule: messenger RNA, 1413 nt
Organism: Mesocestoides corti
Lineage: Eukaryota; Metazoa; Platyhelminthes; Cestoda; Cyclophyllidea; Mesocestoididae
Source: the annotation of a GenBank genome assembly
GCGUCCAACAGGUUCCGAGUGCGAUCUGGCAAGGACGUGGGCGACACGACGAAGUCGACGCCUUCCACGCCACCUGGAGAUCAGCUGGUUGCCAAGUUGGGCGGUAGGCGGUUGACCAACUGGGUCGAAAGCUACCGCGACCUGCUGGAUAGAUGGCGAAUGUGGUUCUAUCGCGUAGACUUUGACAACUACUACUCCGCGCGUAUCGUCAACCAGUUUGCGCAUGGCACAGCCUCGAGCCAAGGGGCCACUAAGGUUACCUCGACAUCCCCCAACGCUUCCCGUGAUCCUGACGCGGGCAACGAGAAAGACGAGGCCAGGUUGUUGGUCCCGGCCGCGGGCGUUCGUGGCGUCGGUCUGCCCGCUGCUGCCAACCAGAUCUUCGUGGCGUGCAUUUACUGCGGUUGGCGAUUAGGCGGAAUCGUUCGUGGUAAUUCUGGAGAGACGACGCGCGCACGAGGUGGCAUGAUUUCCACUGCCAGCGGUGGUGGUGGUGGCGGCGGCUUCAACACCCCCGCUGCUGCCUCGCCUGCAACCAUCUCGACCUCCAUGCACGCCGGCGGUGGAAAACAGACUAUUUGUUGGCACUGUCUCAAGCCUCUACCGCGCUGCUCCAUCUGCUUGAUGCACAUGGGUUCGGAGAUGGUGGAGUCGGAGGAGGAGGUGCGGGCAACGGCUGACCCCGCCGAGCGCAAGGUCGACACCGCCUCUGAACCCUCGUCCUCGAACCUCCACGUCAAGAGCCGCCAGUCGCCUAUCGUCGAGGUCUCCAAUGGCAACGCUGCCACCAGCAACACCGGCAAACCGUCCGCCCAGCUCAACUUUCUUCGGCAAGUUACUGUCAAACUGCUGACAUGUCCCCCGACAACUCACAGUAAAGCGGAAAACGUCUCCCCUGGCGGGGGAAGCAGAGGCGGGGCGUUGCGAUUGGCCAGUUGGUUCGUAUGGUGUCAGGCGUGUAGACACGGAGGUCACGCAGGGCACAUAUUUGACUGGUUCUACCACGGCGGUGGCGGCGUUGGCAUAUCACCUACGCUCAUUGAAUGUCCCGUCAACGGCUGUCCCUGUCGGUGCGCUGGACUUGACUCCUCGGUGCCCCAGCCUCGCUUGAACCCCAAAACCAUCGCUGAACCCUCCCUGCCUACACCGACAGAGGUCGUCCACGAAGGCGCCAUGUUGCUUCAGUCCUCCAUCUCCUCCGAACCGACGGAAGUGUUGCCGAGCGAUGGCGAGGCUCUGGAGGAUGGAGGUAGCUACGAUGAUGUCGAAGGACCUGGGAGUUCAAAGAGGAGUUCUGUUGCUCCGGCAUCGGUGCCGAAAAAUCGGAGGGAGAUCGUCGACCCUAUGAUUGACUUUCUGUUCUCCAUGGUUAAGGAAGAGGAUGAGGCUGAUGAUGCUGUUGAUAAUGUGUGA